Penicillium bovifimosum is the source of this 480-nucleotide messenger RNA. RefSeq lists its product as uncharacterized. The coding region runs from base 1 to 480 and encodes 159 amino acids. NCBI's taxonomy places the organism in Eukaryota, Fungi, Ascomycota, Eurotiomycetes, Eurotiales, Aspergillaceae. The transcript is spliced from 2 exons. The record is from RefSeq and is a predicted model, not a curated record.
AUGAAGCACUUAAAACCCCUUAACCGGUGGCCACAACGGCCCACCCUAUACCUCCAGACCCUCUCCGAACUACCUGUUACAUUCAGUCACAAAAGAGACCCCGAGCAGAAGAUCAUGAUGAUACCCCUGGAAGGUGCAUCCUUAGUCCCGCACGAUCAGAAACGUGCCAAUCCGGCGCAGACGGCGAAAUCCCACGCCACAAACUGCCUUCUGAUCCGUCUAAAACAGCACCCGACAAGGAGUUCCUCGCACGCUAAAACAACAAUACAGACUGGACGGAGACACUAUUCAUCAUUCACUUUCAGUCAGCCCUGCACAUAUGGAUGUCAGUCAGAUUGUGGACCCGACGGGCGGCGACUGAUCUACAAGGAGGUUUCUCGCGUGAUUUCUUUUAUAGGAAUUGACCAAAUUGUGAGCCGAGACAUUUCAAGUCUUACUUUGAUCAGCUCGCUUGCAAAAUAUCCGCGCGACAACUGGUGA